GGGGGUGAUGGGGAGAAAGCGGGUGGGCAGGGGUGCUGAGCUCUGCUGCACCCGUCCCCCUCCGGGGUGGGGAUGUGCCCACAGGGCGCGACCCGCGCUGUCCCGUUCUGCAGAAACCGCAGGGCGGUUGUUUUCUUCUUUUUCUCUCAGAAGGGAACGAGUUUUCGCUGGAGUAGGUGGAGUGCCCGGCCUCAUUUCAGCGCCUUAGGACUCAGCCUGGCCUUGAACUCCCUGUGUAGCUGAGGAUGACCCUGUACUCAUGGACUUCCUGUCUCCACCUCCUAAGUGCUGGAAUUCCAGGAAUGUUAAUGGUUGUGUACAGCAGGCAGUGGAGAGUGCCACUGUCCACUGAAACUCACCAGCUGUACUAAAGUGAUGACAGCCCCAGUGGAAGGAUUAUUCGGGCACACUUCCCUGUUACAGGAUGGCAGCGACUGUUCCGUCGUCCCAUGAUCUUUCGGGGGACUUCUGCCUUCGAGAAGAAAAGGUAUCAUCAGAAACGAUGUUGACUGACUGCCUGACAAAUUAUCAGGAGUUAGUAAGCUUUAAGGAUGUGACUGUGGACUUCACCCAAGAGGAGUGGACCUCCCUGAACCCAGCCCAGAGAAGCCUCUACAGAGAGGUGACGUUGGAGAACUACCAGAACCUGGCCUCAGCAGGAUAUCAGCUCAUCAAACCCUGUCUGGUCUCUUGGUUGGAACAAGAAGAGUUUAGUACAGGUCAGAAGAUAGUUUUCCCAGAAUGGAAAAUGCAGCUUGAAACCAAAUGUUUAGCACCCCAGCAGGGAGUUUUGAAGGGCAGCAGCAUAUCCAAUGGGAUGCAAAUGCAGACAGAAAGCCAGAAUGGAAGGGAGCUCUAUAACUGGACAAAAUCUGGAGACUUUGUCAAUGAACGCUCUUCUCUUAAGACACAUACGAAAACUCAAACCACACAGGAUAAUUAUCACUGUAGUCAGUAUAGAAAAGACUUUCUAAUGGUUCAGAAGAAAAACUGUGCUGGUGAGAAACUUUGUGAGUUCAGUCAGAGUGAAGAAACCUGUAUGAUCCCAGUGAAGGCUAAUCAGAAAAUUGCUUCACAAGAGAAAUCUUUGGAAUGCAGUGACCGUGGGAAGUCUUUUAUUAAUGAGACACAGCUUCAGACACACAGAAGAAGAACUCACAAUGGAGACAAACUUUAUGACUGGAAUGAAUAUGGGAGAAGUUUUAUGAACUCAAGACUUGCUGUUCUUAUAGAAACUCUCAAUGCGAAGAAACCUUACAGAUGUAAGGAAUGUGGGAAAGGCUAUAGAUACCCUGCGUAUUUAAAUAUUCACAUGCGAACUCACACUGGAGAGAAGCCCUAUGAGUGUAAGGAGUGUGGGAAAGCCUUCAAUUAUUCCAAUUCAUUUCAGAUACAUGGAAGAACUCACACUGGAGAGAAGCCCUAUGUAUGUAAUCAGUGUGGGAAAGCUUUCACUCAGUACUCAGGACUUAGUAUACAUGUCAGAUCUCACAAUGGCGAUAAGCCCUAUGAAUGUAAGGAAUGUGGGAAAGCUUUCCUUACAUCCUCACGACUUAUUCAACAUAUAAGAACUCACACAGGAGAAAAGCCUUUUGUGUGUGUCAAAUGUGGAAAAGCCUUUGCUAUCUCCUCAAAUCUUAAUGGACAUUUGAAAAUGCAUGCUGAAGAGAAGACAUGUGAGUGCAAGAUUUGUGGGAAAGCAUUUGGAUAUCCUUCAUGUCUUAAUAAUCACAUGAGAACUCACAGUGCCAAAAAAUCAUACACAUGUAAGGAAUGUGGGAAGGCCUUUAACUAUUCCACUCACCUUAAAAUUCACAUGCGAAUCCACACUGGAGAGAAGCCCUAUGAGUGUAAGCAGUGUGGAAAAGCCUUCAGUCAUUCCACUUCAUUGCAGAUACACGAGAGAACCCACACUGGAGAGAAGCCCUACGAAUGCAAGGAGUGUGGGAGAGCCUUCAUCUGUCCCAGUUCCUUCCGAAUUCAUGAAAUAGGUCACACUCACACAGAAGAAAAACCAUAUAAGUGUCAGCAAUGUGGGAAAGCCUACAGUCAUCCUCGUUCACUUCGAAGGCACGAAAGAACUCACUAGCGAGAAGCUUAAUUGAUGUUAGCUAUGUGAGAAGGCAAUUAUUUGCUCUAGUUUACUUUGAAGACAUGAUGAUACUCACCCUCGAGAGAAACUGUUACAAUUAUAUACAUAGCUUGGAGCAGUGCUGUGUGGUAGCUGCUCAGGAGGUUGAAGAUGGGGGAACACAAAUACUCCAUGUCAAACAAAUUAAAAUGAAUGUUGGGAAGAUGGCUCAGUGGAUAAAGGCACUUGCUGUGAAUGUCUUACAACUUGAAUCUGAUCCACAUCCAUGUAAAGUAGACAGAUAUAGUGGAAUGCAUCUGUAUUCUCAACAAUCCUACCAGAUAGGAGACAGAGGCAGGAGAAUCACCUGGAAGCUUGCAGGCCAGCUAGCCUGGAGUGCGCAGCAUGGCAGAAAGAAUGAGAGAGAUGCCCUGCCUCAACAAGGUAGAAGAAGCAAUGCAUUAAAGUUGUCCUCUGACCUCCAUAUGUCUGUCCACUGUCCACUUUCCCACAUAUGCCACAGUAAUAAAUAAUAUCUUAAAGGAUUGGAAUGAUGGCUGGUGAGAUGGCUCAGCAGAUAAAAGCAUGUUCUAUAUAAUACUGACAACUUGUAUUCUAGUCUUAGGUCCCCACAGUGUAAGGAGAGAAUUGGCACUUCAAAGCUGUCCUGUGACCUCUGAGUGAGGCUCACAUGCCCUCUUGCCAGCCCCCAAUACUAAUACAUUUUAAAAAUUAAAAUGAGGGACUGUAGAGAUGGCUCAAACAGUUACAAGCACUUGUUUCUCUUGCAGAGGACAUGGGUUCAGUUCCCAGCACUCACAUGGCAACUCACAACCAUCCAUAACUCUAGUUUCAGGGGAUCUGACUCCCUCUUCUGCCUUCUGUGGGCACUCAGCAUACAUAGAGUGCACAUGUGCAGGCAAAACACUUACACACAAAGAUAAUAGCAAGGGAAGGAAGUUGCAAUGUGUCCAAUAGGGCAGAGUGACUGAUGUCCUCAUAAGGUUAAGGUGCAGCAUGCUUACAAAGACUAUGGGAAGUCUUCAAAUGGCCUUCUACAGAUAGAGACAGAUGGCUACCACAAGUGUUUCUACUAUGGCCUCCAGAGGAAACUACCUGAGUUAUGCUGAUUGUUGAUUUCCAGCCUCCAAAUUGUAAGAAAUAAAUAAAUAACCAUGUUCAAGCUA
Molecule: messenger RNA, 3258 nt
Organism: Cricetulus griseus (Chinese hamster)
Lineage: Eukaryota; Metazoa; Chordata; Mammalia; Rodentia; Cricetidae
Source: RefSeq, a predicted model, not a curated record